AUUAUCGCUGACUUUUUGUUCUUGGCUAUAACUACCACAACUCCUUGUUAUAUCGCAUUUACCGUAUAUCCUUCCAUUUUGUGCUUUAUUUCCUGCAAGUGAUGACGUGCCGACCAUCGCAUCACGGCAUCACGGCACUUCACAUCACGUGCAUCUGAUUUUGGCUCCGUCAAAUUUUUGACUUGACUUGGACUUGGACUUUGCUUUGCCUUACUUGUGUAUGCGUCCGUUCGAUCUCUGCUUUUUGGCUCCGUCAUUUUCGAUAUCAAAACUCUGCUUUCAGUUGGUAUUCAGCAUCCGUGUCCACCAUGGUCCGCCAAUUCAAACACCACGAACAAAAACUACUCAAAAAAGUCGACUUUCUCAACUGGAAACAAGAUGCCAACCUCCGCGAAAUCCGCAUAAUGCGUCGAUACCACAUCCAAGACAGAGAAGACUACCAUAAAUACAACAAACUCUGCGGAUCCCUCAAAUCAUACGCACAUCGUCUCUCUCUCCUCCCUUCCCCUGAUAACUCCUUCCGAUCUCGCAUGGAAUCAGCUCUCUUAGGAAAACUAUACGAUAUCGGCGUACUCAACUCCUCUUCGAAGUUAUCUGACGUCGAGAAGAGUCUGACAGUCUCAGCGUUCUGUAGAAGGAGAUUACCUGUUGUAAUGGUUAGGUUAAGGAUGUGUGAGAGUGUUAGUGCCGCUGUGAAGUUUGUCGAACAGGGACAUGUAAGAGUUGGUCCUGAUACGAUUAUCGAUCCGGCUUUUAUUGUGACGAGACAUAUGGAGGAUUUCGUUACGUGGGUUGAUACGUCCAAGUUGAAGAGGACUGUUAUGCGGUAUAAUGAUGAGCUCGACGACUUUGACCUUUUAUAGUCUUGUCUUGUCUCUACCAUCAGUCUUCCAGCACUCCAGCACUUCAGGUCCUUGUCCCCUCACUAUCAACAACGAUCCAACGAUCCAGUUACUCUCGACAGAACACACACACAUGUCACUUCACCUUAUUCAUUUCUAUCUCUGCCUGCCCUGAUUCUUAGAUUAGCUUGCAGGGAAUCCACCCCCUUUUUUUCCGGCUCUUUUAACAUCUUUC
Messenger RNA from Fomitiporia mediterranea MF3/22, 1077 nucleotides. RefSeq lists its product as uncharacterized. Gene Ontology annotation, biological process: rRNA processing. The transcript is spliced from 3 exons. Gene Ontology annotation, cellular component: small ribosomal subunit; Mpp10 complex; small-subunit processome. The record is from RefSeq and is a predicted model, not a curated record. Gene Ontology annotation, molecular function: rRNA binding; structural constituent of ribosome; snoRNA binding. Lineage: Eukaryota; Fungi; Basidiomycota; Agaricomycetes; Hymenochaetales; Hymenochaetaceae. Bases 309 to 863 code for a protein of 184 amino acids.